AUGAGAGACGUGCCGCGGAGCUGGAGGAGGCCCGGGUGUCCCCGGGGCUUGGCCUCCGCUCACGGGGCCCCUCCCUCCCGGGGAGGACGCCCCGACUCCCGGCUACUUCACCCCCGGCCCAAGGAAUGCACAGGAAACCCUCCCUCUCCGCCCGCCCAGGGAGCCUCAGUGCCCUGGGGAGAGAACAUGACCCUGCAGUGUCACUCUGAGGUCCACUCAAACACCUUCCAUUUGUCCAAGGAGGGGUCGCCCGCUCCUUCCCAGCACCUGUGUCUGCAGGACACGGCUCCACCCAUUCAGGCCAACUUCACCCUGAGUGCUGUGACCUCGGCCCACGGACCCGCAAAGAGGCAGCGGCGGCAGCGCACGGUGUUCAACAAAGAACAGUUACACGUGCUCGAGGAACACUUCGUAAACGACCAGUACCCGAGCUACCGGGCCCGCGAGGACCUGGCAGCCCGGCUCAACCUGGAGGAGUACAAGGUGCAGGUGUGGUUCAAGAACCGCCGGGCCAAAAACGCUCGGCUGAAGCGAUUGACCCAGGGGCCUGGCCAGGGUCCCCGCAGCGUCCCCACCGACGGCGGAGUCCCCGACGCCCCCGCUCCCGGGACUGCCUCUACCCCUGCCGCCGCGGCUGCAGACUCUGCGACCCCAGAGGGCUCGGGUUUCCGCAGCCCCUCUCAGCCCAGCCCCGCCGGCAGGCUCAGCACACCAGCGCCCGGCGGCGUCCCCAGCCAAGGCCGGGCCGGGUGCGCCCCAGCGCAGGGCACCCAGGAGGACUUCCCUACGGCAGCUCCAGCCUCGACCCCAGGUCCAACUUCAGCCCCGACUCCAGACCCCUGCGCCGCCUCGGACUCCUGGCCAGACUCUGUUGUCAUCUUUGAUUUCACAGACCUCUUACCGCUCCAAGAACCCUCCCACGAACCUCCCUCCGUCUUGUUCUCAGAGUACCAAAAGGGAGAUGACUCUGCGGAUGACUCGGGCCCCCGGCAGUUUCUGAGUUUAUAG
Molecule: messenger RNA, 1008 nt
Organism: Rangifer tarandus platyrhynchus (Svalbard reindeer)
Lineage: Eukaryota; Metazoa; Chordata; Mammalia; Artiodactyla; Cervidae
Source: the annotation of a GenBank genome assembly